AUGUGGGGCUCCCUGGCAGUUGUCUGGGCCAUCUGUCUGGCUUGUAUUCAGCCUGCUGUGUUCCCGUGGGUCCUCCCCUUCGGGUCAAACAAGGACAGGCCUCGCCCGGCACAUGGAGCUCUGACAGGGAAGGUCGAAUGCUUCUCAGACUACAUGACCCUGCAGGUUCCAAGGAGCCACGUGCAGGGUUUGAGGCAGUGGCUGGCAUGGGUCCUGCACCCGCCGGGCGCCAUGAGGGCCCCCAACCACCUGGAUUCUCUUCUUACCAAAUGUGGUUUCCUCUUGCGUCCUGCUCAGGAGGGCGGCUUCAUCUUCAGAGCUUUGUACUCGGGCUGCUUUGUGCAGAAAGAGAAAGCAAAUUACAGGUUGGAAAUCAGAAUGUUUCAAAAAGGGACAAAAAGGUCGAAGCAGAGUGAUCUCUGCAUAAUGAAGUGUCCCGUGAUCACGUCGAGGCUGGGUGAACAGAGGGUCCGCUGCCACCCCUCAUUCAUUCAGGUCUCUAGGCCCUUGCCUCCAAGGAUCGACGGUGGACAGACCCCGUGGAUGCUGUCCCUUCGAGGGGAGUUGGUCGCUUCUCUGGAGGACGCCAGCUUGAUGGGAUUAGAUGUGGACAUUGGUGCCACCACGGUCACCGUCCAAAGCCCACGACAAGAACUUCUUCAGAGACAGGAGGUAUGGAACACUUCCCUGGAGCUCCUGCCACUCUGGCUGGUGAGCGGUUCCUAUGCCUACUCCCUCAAGGCUGCGUGCCCGCUGGUGUCGUCCCAGCCAGGGUCGGAGGUCUCAGUUUACAUCCCCAAGCAGAGACUGGGUCUGGUUAGGAGAGGACUCCGUGUGGAAGAGUCCCUGAGCCCCAGGUUCAUGCGGGUGCACCAGUCCAACACCUUCACGGUGACCGAGGACAGAGACUUCGUGGUCGUCAGCAUCCCAGCCCCGCUGCUGCUCCAGUACCAGCCAUGCCCAGAUGCCAGAGAAUCCCCAGGGACACAAGCGUUCUACAGGGUGGACCUGAGCCUUGCCUUUGUGGAGAUGAUCUCCCCAGUACACUGGAGAGUGGAGAACUUUUUCCAGUGUGUGGGGUCAAGAGAAGACUCACUUGUCUCAACAGCCACACCGAGGGCGACUCUACCCACCCUGUCCCCUGGAUGGGAGACCGUUUCAGCGGAAGUGCCGCCGCCUGCUGCCUCUCCCCACUUCCAGAUCCCGCGAGUGGCUGCUCAGGAUGAGCCCCUUCGGCGUUUUGUGCACCAGUCUGCUAAAGAAACCACCGAGCUGGAACCAGCAGCACCGUUCUUGCAAACGGCUCCACCGGAAGGAGGAAGCUGGAUGUCCACUGCCUUCUCUUCCACCAGUGCAAGCCAAGAGCAUCGUGGUCCUCAGACUCCUCCAGAAAAGGCAGACUUAAUUCCACAUCUCUGGGCUCCAGCUACACUCUCCUCAGAGCACACGGAAGCUUCUCAGGCUGGCCCCAGACCUUCACAGGCGGUCUUCCUGUCUCACGCUUCCAUGACCACACAUUUGUCUUCAGAAGUCCCCUCUCCUCUGUGGCCUUCUUGGCGAUCUGAUGGGCCCCAAACGCUGCUGGGUUCUGAACCAUCUGUUCUUCUCCUAACCAAAGUUCCAAGAGUCAUGAUGACUGAGCAGGACUCUGCCCAGCCGUCAGGCAGUCCCUUCCCACUGGCACAAUUGUCAAGGGAGACUGUGAAAUCAACAGAGUCCAUGGAUCCCACCCCAAGGGAGCCUGCCCACAUCGGCGAGGAAUUUCCACCAUGGACAAGGCCCUUCAGGAGCCGCCUCAAUGAAGAGGGGUUGAUUUUCCACCAUGCUCCCAGAAGGCCGCAGGAGAUACUACCAAUAAGCAAGGCUGAGGAGCCACUACAGAAUGAGCAAGAUCCAUCUGGAGAAGGGGUCAGAGGGUACCUGGAUCUUUCAACCUCAGAACCAAGGCAGGGCACAGAAGGGCUGGGACUCAUUGUCUUGCCAGGGACUGAUGUCAGAUUCACUAUCCAAAGAGGGAGACAGCCAGAUGCCAGUGCCCACUUGGGGACCUCCAGUUCAGAGCUCCCUGGGAGGCACAGUGUGGGCUCAGCAGAUCCUCAGAUAGUACUUCCCCGGGACCUUCUGACUGCCACCUCUGAGAAGCCUGCAACCCCUUCUGAAGGUGCAGACAGUACCCUACAGCUCGAGUCAGUGCCUACAUGGCCUGAGGCCUGGCCAUCCACAUACAGCCAGCCCCCUACCUCCACACACCCAAAGCCUUCUGGCUCCCCCAGAAAACAGAUUGCUCUGCCCCAGUGA
Microtus oregoni (creeping vole) is the source of this 2298-nucleotide messenger RNA. RefSeq lists its product as uncharacterized. NCBI's taxonomy places the organism in Eukaryota, Metazoa, Chordata, Mammalia, Rodentia, Cricetidae. Gene Ontology annotation, biological process: heart development. The transcript is spliced from 12 exons. The coding region runs from base 1 to 2298 and encodes 765 amino acids. The record is from RefSeq and is a predicted model, not a curated record.